This is a messenger RNA of Sander lucioperca (pikeperch), 2219 nucleotides long. Its product is annotated as slit homolog 3 protein. Gene Ontology annotation, molecular function: protein binding. Gene Ontology annotation, cellular component: plasma membrane. NCBI's taxonomy places the organism in Eukaryota, Metazoa, Chordata, Actinopteri, Perciformes, Percidae. The record is from RefSeq and is a predicted model, not a curated record. The transcript is spliced from 2 exons. The coding region runs from base 1019 to 2077 and encodes 352 amino acids.
CAUUGCUCAGGUUUCUUCACGGAUUGUUUGGUAGCCUGAUUGUGAUGCGUCUUGUAAUUCCAGGGAACUGAAGCCAUCACUGUUUCAAAUUUAAUUAUUGAAAUGUCUUAAGCCUCUGUUUUCUCUAAAGCUACUUGAUGACAUUUACUGGUGUCCUCUUGGUGACACAGAGCACUUGAGAGUUGGUUUGCAGCAUGAACUUUAUUGAAAUGUAUAGUUUACAAAGUCAGCUGAAAACUGCUGUUGCAGCUGGAUUUGUGUGGACAAUACUUCCUAAAAGCAGUGGUUUCUAUGCUUCUGGGUGGAAUUACAGCUAGAUUUUAGGUAGGCUGGUGUGGUUUGAUUGUUCACUGAUAACUCUUUAUAGUAGGCCUGCAAAUAUUGAUUAUCGGUAAUCUCUUUAUAUUGUCUUGAUUAAUUGGUUUAGACUUAAACAAUGUCUUGUUUUGUACAAACCCCAAAAUAUUUAGUAUAUUUUCAUAGAGGUCAAAGAAAACAUGCAAAUAUUCACAUUUGGGAAGCUGUUUCCAGAGAGAAAAUUACUCAAUUUAUAGGGUAUUACAAUUAUAUCAAAAUGGUGAGAAUUAUUUUGCCCAAUGAUCCACAGUGCUGCAAGAUAAUACAUCGUGUUUUUUUUAACAUUGUGAAUGGUGAAGCCUGUACUAUUUGAUUCCCUCACCAACUCCAUUUAGUUAUGAGACAUAUAAUCUUUCUGUAUGUAAUGUGAUGCAGAAAUACAAAGCCCUCCAUUAAAAAAAUCAGAUUCAUGUAUCCAAAUAGAGCAGCAGAUGUAUAUCCUUAUUUUAGGAAAGGGUCCAAAAGAGACCAGGUUUGCUCCCCAGAUACGUUUUAUGUUUUGUGAUUAUCUGUUUAAGCCCAUAAUCCCUCUCUAAUCAGGAAUAUUCCAUAUCUGCUCAUAGAGAAUUUAGUGAAAUGACAUCAAUAUCAGGUUCUUCUGGUAGGAAGAAGGUAACCAUGCCUUUCAGCAGGAGUGAUCCGACUCUGAUCUAAACCAAAGAUGCCUGUGCGUGCCUGCACAAUGCUCGGUGUGCUUCCUCUUCUCAACACAGUGUUGGGCUUCCAGCUGUGUCCCAGCCUCUGCCUGUGCUACGAAUCCUCUGACCUGGUGGACUGCCGGUCUCGUGGUCUGGUCCGGGUCCCUCCCAGUGUCCCCCACGGCACCUGGCUGUUGGAUUUGAGUGGAAACAAGCUGACUAAGGUACACACCAGAUCCUUCGUGGGGCUGUGGUCACUGAAGAUCCUCCUAAUGUCCAACAACAGCAUCCAAACUCUGCAGCCACAGUCUCUGUCAUCACUGCAGUUUCUGGAGAGGCUGGACUUGAGUUUUAACCGGCUGCGUUGGCUCCCUCAGGACUUCUCUCAGAGUCUGCCCUCUCUCCAGGAGCUCCGACUGGACCACAACCUGCUGCAGCACCUGGACUCUACUUCACUGGUUGAUUUUGAAAACCUGAGGAAACUGGACCUCAGUUACAACCGCAUCCGGGCGAUGGAUGUCAGGGCUUUCAGUAGCCUGUCUCGGCUGAGCCUCCUCAACCUGGAAGCAAACAGGCUGAAUGUGCUUAAAGAUGGCCUGCUGAGUAGGCAGCAACGCCUGGAGGUGCUGCUGCUCAGCCACAACAACAUCUCACUGAUCGAGAAUGAGGCUCUGGCUCCUUUGCGGAGUCUGACUCUGCUGGGUCUCAAGGGAAACCAGCUGGAGCACAUCAGGUUCAAGACCUUCCUGAAGCUCCAGACCACCACCACCACCACCACCCACCUUCAACUAUCUUUCAACCACUGGACCUGUGACUGCGAGCUGCAGCGCGUCUUUGGCAAGAUCCGUCGUGUUCAGCAUCUGCAUGUGGAUGACUACAAGGACAUCAUCUGCCAUGCUCCUGCUCAGCAAGCCGGGAGCUUCCUGGAAUCACUGGACAGCCAGCUGUGUAUCACUGAGACAGCAUCUGUGCUCGUCAUCACCAUCACUGUGGUGCUGGCUGUGAUUGGUACCCUGGUCAAAGGGGAGCACAACUGGAAGACGAACAAACAAACUGUAAGUGAUACAGAGUCAGAAAGAUAACAAAUCUCCCCCUGAGCCUCUCAGUGAUGACCUUUUUCCCGACCUCAGCAGGGAGAAAAUGCUGUUACCUGAGUGGUUUGGAUGUUUAAUGAUUCUCCUAGCCUUUUUCUUGAAACACCUGGUGUGAAUAUCCGUUAGACAG